AUUAUUAUUAUUAUUAUUAUUUGUCGCUCUCUAGACUAGCGCUAUCAAAGCGCCUAUAUUUAUAUUUUGAUAUAAGAGCCUGGGUCCCUGUGGCAGAUUUAGAAUACCUGAGUAAACACACACUGUUCGAUAAGUUGUCAAGUUUCCAAGUGGAGGUAGAAUCGCUGUAUUGCCCAAAUCUGGAAUCUGUCAAUUAUCAUUAGUUGAUCGAAACAAAUUUUUUUUUUAAAAAAAACUCUUUUAGGUGUACGUAGUAUCGUCUACUUUUCAGGAACUGCAGUGACAAAAUGACAUUUGGAUUUUUGGCGAUUUUUCUAUGGAUUGUUUUGCAUUUGAUCCAGCGAGAUCAUUUUCAAAACGGUAAAAUGCAUGCUAGACGAGUAACAUCACUGAACAGUAGUUGCUUUUCAACUGAAAAUUCCUUAGUUACGAAACAGGAGCGAUCAUCCUUCACUCCACAACGUCACUGUAAAUGUUUUUGUUUAUAACCGGUUUUCUGUGAGAAGAGAUCAGAGCCGGAAGUAAAAGGUGCGUUAAAAAAUAAACAGAAAAAUACCUCUCUCCAGCAGUAACAACGGUAAAAGUGGUUGUUCAAUGAGGACAUCAAAAAAAGGACACUGAGUCCAUCGGUCCAGACUUCUUUACCUAUAGAUGAAGGAUCCCGCUUGAUCAGAGGUUUUACUGAAUAUGGUGACCCCUGUCAUGCGAAUGAUUUAAAGAUGACAGCGAAAAUAAAUUGCGUGUUUUAGUUAUCGCAUGUGACGAUCGCUGGUUGCGCCCAACAGAUAUAAGGUGAUAAUCCGCACAUUAACCCAACAAACAAGCCACGAACGAACGAGAAAAGAGAAUUUUUUUCUUGAUGCAACAUGGCAGCCAGUCGAAAAAACACUUCCUUGGGGUACAUUUUGAUUGCAGUGUUGUCACUGUGUGUUGUUCUUCCACAAGUUUCUGCUAACGGAAGAGCAGAGACCAGGAUCAGGGCCAAAAGACAAGGUACGUGAUGUGUGGUAUCUCUAUGUUUUUUUUUUUUACAAUGACGACUUAGUAAAACUAGCGACGUAUGGCUUGCAUUAGCAAAACUUUCGCAAGUGUUGGUUUUUUUUUUAGGAACAGCUGAAGUUAAACGAUUUCUUUUGGUACAUUUCUAUCACAUCCAAACACGGACAAGCAUGUCAGGGAGCCGACUUUAUAAUUAACGCGUUUGAUCCUCGAGUAUAUUGAUGGCAUGACAGUGAACGACAACUAAAAAGUUUGCAAAACACCCUUGCUGAAAGCUGCUAAUUUAGCACCACAGAUCUGCUAACUUGGCUAGAUUCAAUUUUAAUUGUUACAGUUAACAGUCUUCCACUGGCUAAUCCAUUCCCUCCGGGGACUGAGCAGAUAUAUAAUGAAUGGGAAAUCCUCCCAGUCACCCAAAACAUGAAAUAUGUAAGCUAAGGCAUUUUUCUGUGCGAUACUAGUCCUUUUAGGCUAUUUCCUUCCGAUCGCUUUUUUUCCCUCUGUGCAUGCAGCGUUUUAUACGUGAUAAAACCCUUACUGCUAGGUUCCGCCUUGCAGUUCCCUCACAAUUGACCCUUUAAACGGUCUGUUUCACCCUGUUAGAAAAGAUUUUGUGAUAAACGUCAUUAGUCCACUUAUAUCCUUUUGCUUCUCGGAGAGUCGAUUGAAAAAAUUCUUCCAUGAUGACAGUGAAACUUUAAGAACGGUUAAUUCUCUUCCUCACUUUAAACUGACCUAGCCUCAUGAGAGAUCACGUGUUUUCCGGUACAUAUUUUACUUUCUUAGGUAAAAAACACCGAAUAUAAGCGUAGUAGUGACAAUUAUAAAAAUUCAGAUAAAGUGACAAAGCAUGUUAAAUAGAACGCAAUUUGUCAGCCUUCAAAAUGCUUUCAAUAAUUGGCGGCUUAACUUCAGCUACUUCACUUUAUUUUUGCCCCUAAACAUUUAUAAACUAUCGUAAGUAUUGUAUUGUUUACUCCUUUUUGCCUUCCAACCCUUCAGUUCAUUCUUCAUAGUGACAAACCGCUUAUGUCAUUAAAGAUUUCCAAACAUUUCAAGUAUUCUUUUGUAAAAUCCUUAGAAAUAAAGAGUACAAUGCAACACUACUGCCAAGAUGGUUUCAUUUGAAUUACGAGACCAUAGGAUUUCAUUCACAGAUUUAAAAGUUAGAGUGAUAAAUCAUCCUCUCAGAUUUGGUGAAAAGGGUUAAGCAUCUAUCCCCAUCUGUCAUUGAGAUAACUUCCUUUGUUGCAAUCGAUGCACAAAAACGAAAGGGUUGCGUGGAAUGUGCUAAUACGAAAUCAACCUCGUCCCCAGGGCUUUUCCCCUAUGGGUGGGGUCGCCCCACCCAUUUUUUUAAGGGGAAAGCCUUGGGGACGAGGUAGGUACGAAACGUAAAAUGAGUUUUUCAGAAAUGCGUUAUCAUGGCAGAAAUCACCGAAUUAAAAAGCCUUCCAUAAAAACAAUGAAAGCAUUUUUUUGCUUUAUCCUAGUUCACUUCCGUUUUUUCUUAACUUGUUUCAUUAAAUUCUACUCGAGCUCUGUCCUACAAUCUUGGCGUUUCUAGGUGGAGGGGGAGGGGGGAGGGGGACGAGAGAAGCGAAAAAGGGAGAGAGCAAAAGACAAGCACUUACUAAGAACCAAGAACAGAGGAGAAAGUUUCUCAUUGUUCUACUAACAAAGAAGGUAUCCACUCCAAUUUUAGAGGGAGUGUACGGAAUCUUUGUUCACACUUAUUUACUGAACAUCUGCAACUGUUUUACAAAAGAAAGUGCUAAAAUUUUCACAAAAUGCGUUCCGAGAAAACACACUUCAAGCUUCAAGCAGAAGAGGAUCGAAAUGCACACUCCGUAAUUGGUUGCGUUCAGUAGCCAAUAAGAAAGCUAGAAUUUUCGAUCCCUCACGUUGCUCAUGUUAAAGCAACUAAGCAUAAAGUCAACCCGGCAACUGAUGCGGUUCGCGUGGAGAACCGAAACCAUGGUCUUGCCUGAUCACAAAGUGGCAAUAACAGAACAGUCGCAAGACUAUUAAGCUAAUUCGAAAGUUGUCACCAAGGUAGGAACUACGUGCUCCAGCCAAAGACUUACGUUAAUAGAAAAACGAGCUGGAGUUUAAAAUUCAUUGUUUUAGAGCAAUCAUGACAUCGCAAUUCUUCAUAGUUGAUGUAGCUUAAGUUUAAGCUGCAACCCAUUCUUCGAGAUUUGGAUCUGUAAAUCACCAUUUGUGAGAAUUUAACAUCCUGCUAAAAACAGUAACGAGCUAAGCCCAGCGUGACAAUACAUUGCAGUAAACCGUCACAUUCACGGACAAAAAGAGCUUAAAUAAUUAUUCAGAUCCAGGAGGCACUUUGGAGAAAUUAAACAACCUAAAACCUUUAUUUAGCCGCAAUGAAAAAAGUUACAUUUCAAAAGAGGUCAAAGAAAAAAUUCUCUUCCAUCAGAGGGCAAAUCAUCACUGAUUCAUGCCGAGCAGAAACAAUAAUAACCGCAAAAAAUCAAUAUGCGUGUCACGACCUCUCAGUUUGAAAUAAGCAGCAAAAAUCACAUUUUAUCAGUCAAAACUUAAUCCUCCCGAGCAAUCUACCCGUCAGAGAAAAAGAAAAACUGAUUAUUGGAACAAACAGCAUUUUGGCAUGAGCCAGGUGUGGGCAUGAUGUAAACGUCGUGUGUUGCCUACCGACCCCCUUUUUACACUCCUUCCUUUCUCUCCUCCCCCCUUCCCCCUACCUCCUCCCCUAGCCCCUUAGGAAGGCCUGAUACUCAGGCUACAUGGUAAGUGCUUUGGCACCGAUUUUCAAAUUUUCAUCUCUUUCCAAUGUCUCCUACUAGGAGACCUAAGACAGCUGCUACAUUUGAAUUUACUUAAGGCCGCUUGAUCACUGAUGAACCAAUCACACGGUAGUACGCCAGUCUGUUGAUCUCAGUUCAGGUGCCAUUGGCCCUGCAUUGGCCUUUUCUCCUUUUUCGUUCUAAUCAGUUCAAAGGGGGCCUAGAAGAGCCCACAUUACUGUUCUAAAAGAUUAGGGGACUCAGCAAAGGGACUCAGUAUAGUACCCGGGAGAAUAGUACCUUGUGUACAUCCGCCCUCUAGGAGUAUAGACAAUCUUUUGUAGGUUUUUGGGAAGAGGAAGUGGUACGGCCGUGCUCUUUUUUGGCGGGAACUAUCGUGGUGUCCCAUUCCGGUGAAGUUACUAAAUUACAUCAGGAGCGUAAUAGACUCCUGAUUACACUGAUUACAUUGAAUAAUGUUAAAAGGAACGACAGUUAUACAACAACUCUGCUCAUGGGGGAAAUGCCAGUCUCGCAUUUAGUCUCGCUCUAAUUUGCCUUUGAAUUUGUUUCAACACAGACUGUAAAGAUAACGAAAAUGUGCAAAGGACUUGUGAGAAACUUGUCAAGGAGCUGGGACUAGGAGUUUGCUACACGGAAAUUGAACAACUGAAGGCGAAGCUGAACAGAAGUUGUGCUGCCACUUGCCACCUCUGUAAGUAAUGCAAACUUUAUGAAAGAUGUUAUCUUUUAGUCCAGACAUGGUAAUCUCUUGAUAUGUUGUUCUACAGGUGGAAAGCCCCAGGAAGACUGCAGAUUUAGCUCUUUUGGCUGCUGUUGGGAUUUGCGCACGCCACGGAAAGAUGUCUAUGGAAUCAAAGGCUGUCCUGGUAAACGUCACAAUUAAAAAAAAAUCCAAAAAGAACAACCAGUGAAUUUUUCAAUCAUUUCCAUUUUUUUUAGCUCUAGUCAAAAAGUUGGGAUAAUGAAAAAUCAUUGAUAAAAUAAGCAGUACCGAGUAUUGAAUAUGCAUUAGGGCUUCCAGGAACGGAUUCAGAAGGCUUGGUCUUGCUAGCCAUUGCCUGCACCGUCACUGCGAAUUGCCUGCCAGCCAGCCAGCUUGUCCUGUGGUGGCCAACACUUGGGCACCUGCGACGCGGUUGCCCAGUGCCCACAUUCUUAGACACCCUAAUAAGGGACGCUGGGGCAUCAGCGAACUCUCAGCCUGCAUGGACGACAGAGUGGACUAGGCGUCCAGGGCUGAGUUGCUCAAAGCAUGGUUAGCUUUAACCAUUGGUUAAGCAGUAUCAAAACUAAUACGUUGUCAAGGUAUUAAACGCUGGUUAACGCUAACCAUGCUUCGAGCAACUGGGCCCAGGUCACAAGCUCGGCUGAGGCCGCCCGAAUUGAAUGAAAAUAUGAGAGAUUCCAAAAGCCCUGUUUCGUGGAUGCUUUUUUAUAUUACGGUCAGGAACCGAUUAUGUAUAACUUGUGCUCCUACUUGUCGAAACAACCGCUUGCAUUUUUCAUUUGGAUUUCAAUUUUCACAAAAGGAAGUGAACGAUCUCUUCUUUAACACGCUUGUGACGCUUGUUUACGCUCUGCACUAUUUUAAAGCACGCCCAGCGAUGGGCUAAAUGCUUAAUAAAAGGGAAGCUUCAGCGCGCAGGAGCUCAUAUGCCGGGGGCUCCUGCUGCGCGUUAGCCGAGAGUAGCAAAGAACAGCAAAGAACAAUAAGUGCGCGAAAGGAACUUCAUGGUUUCGUGGUGAGACUCAAAUCGGCGAUACGGAUAAUUAGAGGUCUUAAUGUAUAGUAUCAGUAGUAAGCUUGCACAACUGACGUCAAUGUUUUUUGUUUCUCUACUCUCUUUUUCUAGAUUGCAAAGACCAUCUUAAAUUGUGCAAGCGAUUCAAGAAAUUCUGCUUUGGGAAGAAGACGGAGAACAGAGAAUUUAUCGAGCUUCACUGCCCGAAGACUUGCAAUAAGUGCAUUGAAAGGAAGCAUGUGAAAGUGGGAGGUCAGAAGAUCAAGAUGAGUGACUGGUUCAGAGUUUGAAGUCUUUUUUAUCUGGGUUAAAGUAGUUCAUUUUAUAGUCUGUCUACAAAUGAAAACAUUUUUUUAAGAUAAAUUUCAGAGCUCGAGUUUGCAUGAUUUUUAAAAUCAAUUUAUAGUUAAAGGUGACACCUAUCAUAGAAGAGCUAUCAUAUCUAAAUCAGCUUGCACUGAUUUUGAAAUCUUUCUGCAAGUAUGAAAUAUGGCAGAAGCAUAUAACAGGACUUGAAGAAUUCGUUAUUAGCUACGUCUUAGACAGAGAUGCGUUCAAUUCUCUGAUUCGAUAUUUGGGCAAAAAAAUUUUCGUGCUUCUGAUUGGACGGCUAGAAAGCCCCAGCAUGGUUCCAAACAAAUAAGGGGAAUUUAGACGCUUCAGGGUUAUAUAUGCUUCUAAAUAUAGUAAGUGGCAUUUUUAAUAACUUGUUUUCUUUUUCUUUUACUCAGCCUGAUUAAAAGGCCAUAGGCAAAGACUGUAAACAAGAUAAUGUUUACCUUCUGUUCAUUUCACAAAACUUGUAGGGAGGGAUCUCAAACUCUCAGAAAAAGAGGAAUUUCAAGCUUUUGCUCUACAGACUGAAAUAUCAGUGAAACUACACUGAAUGAGUAUGUGACCGUUUUUUUGUUUUUUGAUAAUUUGCCACACAUUUAUGAUGUAACUGAUAGGUUAGCGUUAUUGUGAGAUAUCUGAUGAAUAUUCACGUACAAUAAA
Molecule: messenger RNA, 6529 nt
Organism: Porites evermanni
Lineage: Eukaryota; Metazoa; Cnidaria; Anthozoa; Scleractinia; Poritidae
Source: the annotation of a GenBank genome assembly